AUGUGGCACGAUGCCUCUUUGAGCCUUUUCUUGCACCGCCUCUGCAAGCUCAAAGCGCCCAAGGUUCUGAUCUUUGCAGUACUGCUGCUGUACUGGUCGGAGAAUGUGACUAUUCGUGCCGACUCUGUUGAAUGGCUGGAAUUCUUCGCCGGGGAUGCCCAAAUCACGAGACAUGUCAGUGCAUGUGGCUACACGUCUCGCAAGUUUGAUCUUCGAUACCCGAUUGAGUACAAGCACCAGAACUAUAUGGACCUCCUCACACCUGCAGGCAUGGCGCAGCUCGCCAUUGUUGGGGUCAUGUCCGCUGUGCAGGGCAAGGCCGUCGUAUGGUUGGGUUUGGUGUGCUCGAGCUUCACGGUUAUCAAUAUGGGCUGGAGCAAAAGAAGUUUCUUGGUUCCUAUGGGUGAUACCUCCAAAAGAUCGGUGGUGGAAGGCAACUGCCUGGCAGCAAGGACGUGCAUACUCAUCCAACUCAUCUUGGCCCUUGACGGUACGAGCCAGCAUGCCCGGAUACUAUGGAGGGAUGGGUGGGUGGUGGAGGGUACGUGGCUCUGCAUCCGCGAGAUAGAGAACUUAUUCUCGUCGACGGGCGAGGACAAGUCCAAGAUCCAGAAAAUCAUCCAGCAGUCGCAAAGCAGAAAGCACCCGGAACCGAAGUCCCUGGACCCGCUCUUCGCCGAGACCUUGCAAAUGCCCAGUACGCCUGCUCCCUCGGAGUUGAACCGGAAGAUGAACAUGUUGCAGGCUGCCAAGGCAGCAGAUCCAGCAUCGAAGGCAUCGUCGAUUGCCGCAGCGAAGGAGAAGGAGAUGGAGGAACCUGAGAAGAGCUCCGACGAGGGCGACGAUGAUGAUGAUGAUGAUAACGACCCCGACAAGGGAGAUUGGGGAUUGGGUACAACCUUAUGCCCGAAAACCGGGAAAGUGCCAGAUCAGCAUAUGGUUAUCAGUCUCGACGCCCUGAAGCAGCGGCUACGACGGGCGUGCAAGAGGCGAAAAAACGGGAAAGUCCCCGGUGGAGAGGCUGCCUUCGAAGCCUAUCAAGACGUGGAGAACAGGCAGCAUCUCGCGAAGCUGCUGGUGGACGCGAAGUUCAACGAGGACAGGUGA
Messenger RNA from Symbiodinium sp. CCMP2592, 1107 nucleotides. NCBI's taxonomy places the organism in Eukaryota, Dinophyceae, Suessiales, Symbiodiniaceae. The record is from the annotation of a GenBank genome assembly.